This is a messenger RNA of Symbiodinium necroappetens, 1197 nucleotides long. Lineage: Eukaryota; Dinophyceae; Suessiales; Symbiodiniaceae. The record is from the annotation of a GenBank genome assembly.
CGCCACAAAGCUAAAGGAACGACUCUUUCCGUUGGCGAGCGUUCCAAGCGCGCAGAUGCGAGUGGAUGGUGGCCAGCGGCUUUUUGGAAGGGACUGGCUUCGUCAUUGGUACUGGGACUGGCAGUAUGUGGGAUGAUGUGGACGUCGCUGGGGUCGGAUGAACAGAGUCAUGCCAGGAGCCAAAGAGCCGACGGCGAUGACGUGGUGAAGGUGCUUGAGACGGCCAAAGAUGCCCACGGACACCUCGUUGCUACAGUCUCCAAUCGGGAGUUGGGCGUGAAGUUUCUGACCUUCGGCUCGAGCAUCAUUGGUGCACAGUAUGGUCAAGCUGAGUACAAGGACCAAGCUGCUUUUACUGGUUUUGCAGUGCAGGAGAGCGUCCUCUUCGUCAACCGCUCGCUGAGGCAUGCCUUGCAGCUUGGCUUGGGUGCUGGUGUCGUGGCCAGCUACUUGCGUGCCCACCGAAUGCAGGUUGAUGUGGUGGAGCUUUCUGAUGCUGUCCUCUACUUGGCAGAAAAGCACUUUGAAUUCAACUCCUGCUGCCAAGCUGCUCCGAGCGCUUGCGAUCCUCUGGGGCCCUCGGCCGACGCCUGCCGAAGCCGCCAGGGCAGCUCCAAGCUUUCGGAGGCCCGGAGCUUCCUCUUCCAGGAAACCCCUCGACGCUACGACGUCGUGAUCAGCGAUGUGUUUAACGGCUCGAACCCUGGGCACAUGCACUCGCUGGAAGUCUUCGCUCGACUCAAAGAGCAUUGGUUGAGCCCUGGCGGUGGGAUCUUGGUGCUGAAUUUUGUUGGUUUCCACCGCGGCCCUAGCAGCCAACUGAGCUUUGAUGUUGCGACCACUCUCCGCGCAGUGUUCCAGGUUGCACGAUGCUAUCGGGACCAGGACCUCGAGGAGGAGCCGGAAAUGGCCGCGAAUCUGGUAUGCUUUGCCUCGGAUGAAGACUUCCACUUCAAUGUGCCUCAGAGUGGCGACUUCUCGAAUCCAAUCCCGUUGUCGAGCUUUUGGGUGAUGCAGCAGUUCCAGGCUUGGGAGGUCUUGAAGCCUCUGAGCCGAACAGCGGGCCGCAUCAUCGAGGACUCCGACAACGAGCUGCUGCAUGCCGGCGCGCAGUCUCAGAUCGAGCUGCAGCUGCGAGCUCAUGCGCAGAAUCUGAUUCCUGAGCAUGUUUGGAAAGCCUUGGGCAUCGGGACCUGA